AUGGGUUCGGUUGAAUUACAAGAACAAAUUAUAACCUUAAAUUCACAGUUUAAUGACAAUUAUGAAUUAAUAAAAAGUUUACAAGAUAAAUUGUUACAAUAUUUUCUCGAGAACAACUUAUCUUUAGCAGAACUGAAUGAUGUAAAAGAUUAUAUUAAAGAUGAAGUUACUAUUUUUCGAUUCUUAAAGUUAUGCAAGUUUGAUUUUCAAAAAGCUUAUACAAAGUUAUUAGAGACAAUCCAUUGGAGAAUUGCAAAUGAUGUUGCUCAUAUUAACUGGGAGAACGAGUGUCGUGAAUUUUUUGAUCCAGAGGCAGUUGCUUUCUUUCAUGGUACAGAUAAUACUGAAAGUCAUCCACUCCUCUUUGUUCGACUACGGUAUAUCCCUAGAAAAUUUAUAGACAAGAACAAGUCAUUCAAAGAAUAUAUAAAAUCAUAUGCCUGUCUUAUCAUGGAGAUGGCAAGAAAAUUAACUUGGGAUAUGACCUGUGAAAAGUCAAAGAGAGGGGAUCCAUAUCCACUUGUUUCUCGAAUGACAGUGAUAGUGAAUGUUUCGAAAGCACCUAUCAUUCCUGUGGAUGUCGAAUUGAUUAGAAUGAUGAGUAUGAUAUUAGAUGAUCGAUUUCCUGAAUGUAUCAGCUCUAUUCAUGUUUUAAACUUUGGUUGGAUGUAUCAGGGUCUUUGGUCUAUAUUAAAAUAUUUACUAAACGAAGAAGCUAAAAGCUUUAUACGAUUUACUUCUAUUCCUGAACUACAGCCUAUUAUUAGUGAAGAUAAAAUAUUAAAAGAAAUGGAAGGCUCGAAUAGUUAUAUUUGGACUGUAGAAAAUGACCCAAUUCUACAGAGAUACGGCACAGCACAUCAAGAUGUAAAAACAAUACUCAAGGUUGAGUUACCACAUACGCCUCCUUUGUCUUCUGUAGCAGACAGCUUGUCAAGGUCGAGCUCAAAUACGUAUAGUACAAGUAGUUCUAGUGAUGUGUUUUAUGAUGCUCUUGAACCUUCUUCCCCUAUCUCUUCUCGAGCUUUAUCUAUGGACACUACUAUACCCGUUUCUACACCGUCACCGCUAACACCAUCAACUCUAAUUAAACAAACAACAUUCCCAUUGCCUGGUGCAACAACACUUUACCCUACUACAAAAUCAUACUUUGGUCAUCUUUCAUCUUGGAUAGGUUUACGUAAAGGGAUUGAUUAUUUAACUUCAUUUAUUACUACUCAAAGAGAAAUACAACAACAAUCAUUAUUUAUAAAGGAUCCAAAUCUUAACAAUAAAGGUAGAAAGGAUUCUUCAAUUAUCAUAGUUGAACCGCCUUUAGUCAAUACGACUACAACAGUACCGAAGGAAUCAUUGUCUUCAAAUGUAUAUACAUUACUAGAUCAAAUAAGUUCAGUAUUAAAACAAUUAACACACCAUUUAAUUCAGCUUUCUUUUGGCCCAAAAAGGGGCAUUGUAUAUUGGAUUCUAAUGUAUUUAUUCCUAAGAGGGCCUGUAGAGACAAUAGUGAAGAAAUCUUUAACACAUACUCCAUGGUUAGUAAGACCUAAACAUAUAUCUACAGCAUCAUUAGGAAUUACUGCUACUAUUGCUGCUAUUACAAGCUCGAGUUUAUCAAAUGUUCUUCAAAGAUAUUGA
Cokeromyces recurvatus is the source of this 1635-nucleotide messenger RNA. RefSeq names its product CRAL-TRIO domain-containing protein. The coding region runs from base 1 to 1635 and encodes 544 amino acids. The transcript is spliced from 4 exons. The record is from RefSeq and is a predicted model, not a curated record. Lineage: Eukaryota; Fungi; Mucoromycota; Mucoromycetes; Mucorales; Mucoraceae.